CCGCCAACGAGACUUUACACAGAUGUGUUUCAGGCGAGAUCGGUUGAGGCGGUGGGACUCCGUUCGCGCAGCGGGAUCAACUUCUUUCAGAGGGUCUACUGUCUCCUACUCGGACACCUUGAGUUCAAUGUAACAGGCAUCGUAAGCAGCGGUACAACAACUUUGUGGUAGAAUUGAACACAUUUAGACGGGGUUUUAAACGCAGAAGAAAAUGCCUGUAGCUUCUCUCCUGCCUUUCACGGCCACCCCGAAUAGGAAGUCCGCCAGCCCGACCUCCUUCAGGCUCACGGAGAAAUUCAUCCUGCUUUUAGUGUUCAGCGGCUUCAUCACGCUGUGUUUCGGAGCUAUCUUCUUCUUGCCGGAUUCCUCGAAGCUGCUCAGCGGAGUUUUCUUCCGCUCGUCGUCGGUGGAGGCAGAGACGCGCACAGGUACGGUCAGUGACACCAGCACCGGCACGGGCAAGGAUGAGAAGAUCCUCGCCAAGAUCAGAAAAGACCACGAAAAGGCGCUGAUUGAGGCCAAGGACACCCUACAGAAACGGCCGGACGAGAUCAAGCAGGACAUCAACAGCGACAAAGCGAAACUUGUGCAGAACGGACAGGGGAAGGGAGCGAAAGCUGACAGCUUGCCGUUCGUUCAGUACGCGCGGCCGCCGGGAGCAACAGGGCACGAACCCGCCGAUCCUGACGUUAAAGCGAAAAGAGCCAAGAUUAAAGAGGUAUGGUGCAGGUUUCUUUCCAAUAUUUCU
Sinocyclocheilus grahami is the source of this 748-nucleotide messenger RNA. RefSeq names its product mannosyl-oligosaccharide 1,2-alpha-mannosidase IA-like. The annotation marks the transcript as partial. The transcript has 2 exons. NCBI's taxonomy places the organism in Eukaryota, Metazoa, Chordata, Actinopteri, Cypriniformes, Cyprinidae. The record is from RefSeq and is a predicted model, not a curated record.